Striga hermonthica is the source of this 288-nucleotide messenger RNA. Lineage: Eukaryota; Viridiplantae; Streptophyta; Magnoliopsida; Lamiales; Orobanchaceae. The record is from the annotation of a GenBank genome assembly.
AUGUGUAUAGGUGCAACGGCAGCAAGAGCCUUCAAAUCCGUGCUUCAAGGGGUCCUCCUUUCUAAUGAUGGGGAAAAGUUGAACUCAAUGAAUUUGAUGCUGUAUAUGGCCCCGAUUGCAGUAAUCGUUUUGCUACCUGCCGGUAUUAGGAAAUGCAAAAGGAGUAGUGGCUGUUGUUAUAUCGAUACUCAUUUUCCAAAACCUGGUUCAUUUAUCAGUAUUGCCGGGUAUACAAUGACUGUCAUGGGAGUGGUUGCAUAUGGAGAAUCUAAGAGGAGAUACAAAUGA